CCCUCUCUACUUUGGUUUCUCCACCAUUUGCAACAACAAAGAAAAAAAAAAGAGAUUAAAGAGUUUGAGAGAGAGUGAGCUAAGGGAGAAGUGUGAUCAUUUUGUAGAGAGAGGUUCGCCGGAGCUCGUCGCCGGAGCCACCACGUCCAGUGAUCGCGUUCAGUUCACCACCACCGAUCAUCCCCCUAGACCACCAUCGCGUUCCUCUCGACGAGACGAAUCCAUAGCCACAGAAAUCGUCGAAAUCGGAGCUCAGACGAAGCCGUACGCGCCUCCGGAAGAUCAGCCCGCGCGCGCGCGUGAAACGCACGCUCCACCGCCUCCGCCGCCCGUCCGCCGGAGCAGCCGCGCCCGGCCGCCGUCAGUUCGCCGCCGGGAAUCCGCCGCCGCGUCGCCGCCGCACCGCCGCCGCCGCCGGUGACUUUUCCGAUUUGGAGUCUAUUUGAGCAGCUGGAGUUCACAGACAUCACUUCUCUUCAUUUGCUAAGGUGAGACCGAUGAGCAGGAGUGAUCAUAUCGGACUGGUGCUACUAUUUGGGCUCGUGGGCUUUAUCGUUUAUCGUUUUAUCUUUUAUCGUUAUUGGGCCUUCAGGCCUUUGGACUUCUAUCGUUUAUGUUAUUUCUUAUUUCAGCCUUCGGGCUUAUGUUGUUAUUUAUAUUUCGGAUGUUUAUUUUCGGAUUUGACUUUAUGAUAUGACGUGGAUUUUAUUAUCCGUAUUAUUAUUAUUAUUUCCGCUGUGCUAUUAUUUUAUCGUUACUUUAUCUCGAAUUAUUUUAUAAAUAUUCGACAGACGCGGUCGCGUCAGUUUUGGUAUCAGAGCCGUGUUCCGUCCUGGCUCCGACCCGGGAUGACGAUCUUUGGAGACUCGGUUUUUAUUCGGUUUUAAUCGGUUUUCAAAUGUUUAUGGGGAUGUGGGGAUUUUAAAAAUAAAAUAAAAUAGCACUUUUCCGUUUGAUAUCACUCCUUUAAUUGUUGGAUUUAGUCAGAAGUUAACUCGUUGCCUUAAUUUCAGAUGCCGCCGAGGAGAGCUACCCGUGCUCAGAUCGCUAGAGAUGCUAGAGAGGCUCAGGACGAGCAUGUUCAGCCCGCAGUUCCGCAGCCCGAGGUUCCUCAGGUUGACCAGGAGGCUAUGAGACAGAUGGUUCAGGAUGCUGCUAGACAGGCUGCUCAGGAAGCAGUUCAGCAGAUUGCUCAAGAGGCAACCAGGCAAGCCGCUCAAGAGGCUGCCCGAGUAGCUGCUCAGGAAGUUGCUCGACAGAUGGCUGCAGCUCAGCAGGUUCCGCAGGGUCCUCAGAUUCAUGUGCAGCAGGGUCCGCAGAUUCAUAUGCAGCAGGUUCCGCCCGUUCAGGUUCAGCAUGAUCAUCAGGCUCCAGCUCAGCAGGCCCCAGCGCCACAAUAUCCGCAGGUUCCUAUUCAGCCGGUUCCAGGUGUCUUUCAGGUUCCGCCGCCGCUGCCUAUCAUUCCAGUGCACGUGCCCGAGGUUGAUGAAACAUUUAUCAGGGUGUUGUCACAGAUGAAAUACGUGAACUUGGAGCAUUUCAGUGGUACCACGGACCCUACACUUGCUCACGAUUGGAGGCACAGUUUGGAUAAAUGUUUGAACACUAUCUCAUGCCCACCAAGGCACAAGCUUAGGAUUGCUGAGUUGUAUUUACGCGGAGAUGCAGCAGUGUGGUGGGAUGGAGUGCGAGUGAUGCACCACGGCGAGAUGACUUAUGAGGAUUUCCUGUAUGCGUUCAACAAGAAGUAUUUUCCGAGAGAAGCUUUGGAUGAGAAGAAGAACGACUUUGAGAGUUUGAGGCAGGGUGGAAAGUCUGUCAGAGAGUAUGAGCAUGAGUUUCGCCAGCUUCACCGAUUUGCGGGUAUUGGUAUGGAUGAGGAGGAUCUUAUCAGGAGGUUCUUAAAAGGGAUGCGAGUAGAACUUCACGGUAGGUGCAGUAUGGUCACCUAUACCAGUUUGGAGGAUCUGGUAGAGAAGGCCGUUGUGCAAGAGAAAUGUAUUGCAGCGGAGCAGAAGUUCAACAAGGCAGCUCAGCCUAAGACCGGAGGGACUUCCGGGUCGCAGAAGAGGACCUUGGAUCAGUCAGGCAUCCAGUGCUUUCAUUGCGGGAAGUUUGGACAUAAGAGUAGGGUUUGUCGAAGCAGGCUAGCCGGUGCCCGUGUUGCACCGCCAGUAGCAGUAGCAGCAGCCCCAGCAGUGGCAGUUGGGAACUGCUUUGGCUGUAACCAGCCGGGUCACAUGAUCAGGGAUUGCCCGAGGAGGGGCAAUGCAGCGCUUCCACCACCACCGAAGCGUCUAGCCAUCGCUCCACGUGUGUUUACAGUUGGAGAUGCCCAGGGAGCCGAGCCGAUAGCGGGAUUGGUUUCGGUUGGAGGUGAGCCAGCUCACACUUUAUUCGACUCAGGAGCUUCUCAUAGUUUCGUGAGUCCGCGUUUGGUCAAGUCUUGGUCUUUCCGGGGUGUCUUCGAACCGAAGGCUAAGCAGAUUCAAACUGCCGGCACCGAGAGAUUGGGAGCGAUUGGAGUUCAUCGUGAUGUGCCAGUUAUGCUUGGAGGAGUUGAUUUGCUCGGAGAUUUGACAUAG
Raphanus sativus (radish) is the source of this 2585-nucleotide messenger RNA. RefSeq lists its product as uncharacterized. The coding region runs from base 1014 to 2585 and encodes 523 amino acids. Lineage: Eukaryota; Viridiplantae; Streptophyta; Magnoliopsida; Brassicales; Brassicaceae. Gene Ontology annotation, molecular function: nucleic acid binding; zinc ion binding. The transcript has 5 exons. The record is from RefSeq and is a predicted model, not a curated record.